Macrosteles quadrilineatus (aster leafhopper) is the source of this 1347-nucleotide messenger RNA. Its product is annotated as serine/arginine-rich splicing factor 1A-like. The transcript has a single exon. The coding region runs from base 336 to 1046 and encodes 236 amino acids. NCBI's taxonomy places the organism in Eukaryota, Metazoa, Arthropoda, Insecta, Hemiptera, Cicadellidae. The record is from RefSeq and is a predicted model, not a curated record. Gene Ontology annotation, molecular function: mRNA binding. Gene Ontology annotation, cellular component: cytoplasm; ribonucleoprotein complex; nucleus.
UCUUUGCCAAUGCCAUUCUUUCGUUGCUGUAUUUACUUUUACUGUAUUGUGUUGAUUUGAGGAAUAAUCAUUCUUGGUUGAUAAAUGAUAAAUAAACCAGCAAGUAUGAUAAUGUAAUUUGUUGUUACAUUUUAUUUUUCAAGUGUUUUGAAGUUGAAAACUCUAUUAUUUGUGUAAAGUGAUCAAAUCUUAAGUACUAACAGGUCCGCAACAUUACGCCUGCUUCACUGGGUUUGAAAGAAAGCUGAUAAAACGUCCGGUUAAGUCUCACAGUGUUUUUGAUAACUCAUAUUGGCCUGCAAAGAUUUUGUUUAAGUUAACCCUUUUAGCUUAAUAUGUCUAGAAAUGAAACAAGAAUUUAUGUUGGUAAUUUGCCUCCCGAUAUUAGGACCAAAGACAUUGAAGAUUUGUUUUACAAGUUUGGUAAGGUUAUGUUUGUUGAUUUAAAAAACCGCAGGGGACCACCAUUUGCAUUUGUUGAAUUUGACGAUGCACGGGAUGCAGAGGAUGCUGUUCAAGCUAGAGAUGGGUAUGAUUACGAUGGCUACAGACUUCGAGUGGAGUUUCCUCGAGGUAAUGGGCCAAGUGGAUUCCGAGGUCGAAGUGGAGGUUCAUCAUCAAGAGGAAGAGGUCCUCCUGCAAGGCGUUCCCAAUAUAGAGUACUCGUCACUGGAUUACCUCCAUCAGGAAGUUGGCAGGAUCUGAAGGAUCAUAUGCGAGAAGCUGGAGAUGUAUGCUUUGCUGAUGUUUACAAAGAUGGAACUGGUGUCGUUGAAUUCUUGCGAUACGAAGAUAUGAAAUAUGCAUUCAAGAAACUCGAUGAUUCCAGGUUUCGAUCUCAUGAGGGUGAAACUUCGUACAUCAGAGUAAAAGAAGAUUAUUCUGAGAGCGGUGGUGGAGGUGGAAGUGGAGGAUAUGAAAAAGCUGAAAGAGGAGGUAGUCAUAAUAAAGGUAGGUCAAGAAGCAGAAGUUACUCCCCCAGGAAUAGAGGCUCACCUACUUACUCUCCAGUGAGACGUUACUCUCGUUCUAGAUCACGAUCUUAAGCAUUCAAGAAUCAAUCAUCACCAGCUUAACAAGGUUUCCAACAUUUUUUUUGACAACUCAAUUUCUGUGGUCCCUUGUGUGUUUUAAUAGUUUUAGUGUAGGUACCUUAAAACUUUAAUACUGAUUGACGAAAAUAGACUGGUAACCUAAGCUUUCCAUUUGGUGAUGAAAAUGAUUCUUGUACAAUGAAUUUUUAAUCAUAAUGUAUUUUUCAAUCAUGUUUCCUGAAUAAAAUUUUUUUAACAGUUUUAAAGGUAUUUUGUAAAGAUUAUGUUUUAUUAAUUAAAGUUAUUCCUCAUA